Oppiella nova is the source of this 462-nucleotide messenger RNA. Lineage: Eukaryota; Metazoa; Arthropoda; Arachnida; Sarcoptiformes; Oppiidae. The record is from the annotation of a GenBank genome assembly.
AUGCCGUUAGAUAAGUCUCAGUGGAGAGAGACCUCCAGUUCCACUAUUUGUACGGAAAUGACUACCGAUGCCUUCAAAGAUGAAGACGGAGUUAUUCAAAAACCGAAAUCCAUUUCCAUGUCAUCCGACACUCUGAUUGAGACCAAAGGGAAUGAGUCGUCGGUUAAGACCCGAUCGCGAACUGCCCGUCAGUAUGGAAAUGAGACUCAAGAGAAAGCUAUCACUAAUGAGACAGCAUUCACAGGACCGGGAGGAAUAUUCAAAAACAACAUCCCAUACAUCGAGAGUGAGCCCACAUCUCACGCCUAUUCACCGCCACACAGGUCCUCAUCAUCACCGGUGGUGACACUCGUGGAUACGCCGGAGUUCUUGAGCCCAGAACCGGACCAAAUGCCCAAAAUCAUGAGCACAAAGAUGUCUCGCGAGGAGAGGGGUAGGGAAACGCCUUCUCUGGUCACAGAU